Stegodyphus dumicola is the source of this 2219-nucleotide messenger RNA. RefSeq names its product GSK3-beta interaction protein-like. The record is from RefSeq and is a predicted model, not a curated record. Gene Ontology annotation, biological process: regulation of canonical Wnt signaling pathway. Gene Ontology annotation, molecular function: protein kinase A binding; kinase regulator activity. NCBI's taxonomy places the organism in Eukaryota, Metazoa, Arthropoda, Arachnida, Araneae, Eresidae. Gene Ontology annotation, cellular component: cytoplasm.
AAGAACCUUGUGUUUGACAGGCCGAUGGAAUCUUGAGUAUGCCGGUAAUAUUUCUUCUAAUAAUGCGUACAAUGAGACAGUUCACUAUUAUGAUUGACUUUUGAACGUUGAAAGAGUUUUAUAAAUGUGCUGAAAAUUUGUUGCUGUGACAUUGUUAAAGUAUGGCUGAGCCUGUAGAUGGUCAAGUGAUUGAUUGGAGUGAAGAAGCUCAAGCUGUAAUUCAUGAUGUGGGUUUUGCUGUGAAGAGUAUUGCUGUUUCCCAUCUUUUGCCUCAGUCCCCAACAGAAGUUUAUUUCAACAUAGAAACUAAAGAAGGACAGAAGCUAUGUGUUGAGUUAUCCAGCUAUGGAUUCAAAGUUGUAUCUACUCAUUUUGAUAAAGUUAUUGAAGGUUUUGAUGAUCAAACAUAUUAUGAGACCCCUUAUGCUUUGUUAGACAAAUAUAGCAGCCAGUUCCGCCAGUGUUUUGCUGCUGCACUUGAGAAAAAGCUCAAAGACCUGACUGAAUUGUCUUGAUUCAUUUAUUCAUGAUUUUUACAAUUUCUUAUUCAAAAUUUAUGUUCACUUGAUAUCAGUGUUAUUUUCCAUGGAUUAUUAGGAAAGAGUGCAUAGUUACACUCUGUCAUCCAUGGAUUAUUAGGAAAGAGUGUAUAAUUACAUUCUUUAAGAAGUUUUAUUUUUUAAUGAUGCUUAAACAUUGCAUAAAAUAAUCAAUAAUUGGUACUCUCUGGUUAUUUGCACCCUGCUGAAAAGUUGCAAACUCAUUACCGACUUUGGAAAGAAAUGUUUAUUUGGGUAACCUUUUAUUUCAACAAGGCAUCAUUGCCAGCUUUUUAUUAGUUAUUUUUAUUUAUUUAUUUUACAUUCUUCUUUUUCCAUAGAAAAUGACAUUCACAUUUCUUGAAGUAAUUGUACCAUUCAAGACUUGUGUUUAAGGAUAAUCCCACUUCUUUAUAGAUUUGUAUUCCUUAGUCCAACAGUAGCUCUUGUAAACAAGUCUUCUGCAAACCAGUUUCCACCCCACAUUCUAGUACUUGCAACUUUUCACAUUGCGUUUUCAUAAAUUUCCAUUAUUUAAGAAAUACAGCUUUGUAAAAUGUGAAUUUUUGCUCUUUUUUUUUUUUUUUUUUUUUUUUUUUUUUUUUUUUUGUUGUUGUUGUUUGUUUGUUUGUUUCGUAAAAACACUGUUCUUGAGAAAGUAUGAUGCCUUUCUUUAUCAUCAGUCUGAAAACUCCACAGUACCAUUACUACUCAUCAUGACAAAAACAAAUGUACUCAAUGCAAAAAAUAAUACUAGUCAGAAAAAUGACCAUUGAAUUCAAAAAGAGCAAAUCCAUAUGUACUCAGACACACAUGGGCUAUCUGCACAUCUUUGUUGUCACCUAAAUACUUUUUUGGCAGCAUGGUGUGUUGCUUCAUUGAUUGUCUUUCUGCAUCUUUUCAGUGGGAGUGUGAUAAUUGGAAAGUAUUUUAUAAUUAAUUUUAAUGGGAAGAUAUUAAUGCACAUACAAGGAUAAAAUUUCAGUGGAAUAAUUAUUAUGCCUGUCUUCAUAUUUUAGCAAACUGUAUUUUAUUUAUACGAGAUUUGUGAAACUGUCAGUAUAAAACUGUUACAUAUUAAUGUAACCACCUUGGCACGAUUUGACAAUUUUUUACUGAUCAAAAGUUAAAUGUUAGUGAUUUCAACAAUUUUAAAAAAGAUUUCCAAGCUAGCGAUAUUAGUUGUUAUAUAAAGUUGAUAAACAUUGUCAACAUAUGAAAAGUCAAUAUAUUUUAGCAAUUUUAGAUACAAAUUAUAGUUGUUAAAUAAGAUUUUCAUGAUACAUUAAAAAGAAAUAAUUUGCCCAUUUAUUCAGUAACAUUUCUCUUGCUAUUUUAAAAUGAAUAUGUAUGGCUUUUAUAACUGAUAGGUAAGAAUAGGCUAUUUUACUGUCUCGGGAGUGUUUGUAUUCUUGUUCUGGGAGGACACAUUUGGAAUAUAUUUGACCCCCAUCACCAGUGUUAUUACACUACUUCUCAAAUCAUUACUGCCUGGAAUAUGUUUUGUAGAAUAAAUCUACAUAAUUUUUUUCAUUUCAUAUUCUCAAAUAAUUAUCAACAAAUAUGGAUAAAAAUAUGAAAUUGCUACAAUUAUAUUUACAAUAUUUAAUCUAAAAUAAAUGUAAAUUAUUAUAUUAAAAUGCAAAAAAGUUAAAGAAUAAUUUUAUUAUUUUUCUGCAU